Molecule: messenger RNA, 1070 nt
Organism: Brienomyrus brachyistius
Lineage: Eukaryota; Metazoa; Chordata; Actinopteri; Osteoglossiformes; Mormyridae
Exons: 5
Coding region: 1-984 (327 amino acids)
Molecular function (GO): hydrolase activity, hydrolyzing N-glycosyl compounds
Source: RefSeq, a predicted model, not a curated record
AUGGCGGAGAAGCUGCUGGUGAUAGACACGGACUGCGGCGUCGACGAUGCCCAGGCGAUCAUGAUGGCGCUGGUCGCCCCCGGCGUGCGGGUGCUGGGCAUCACCUGCUGCUUCGGAAACAGCUCCGUGGAUAACGUGUGCCGGAACGUGCUGCGGGUGCUGUCCGUGUGCGGCAGGGCCGAGAUACCCGUGUUCCGAGGCGCAAUGUGCACGCUGGUGGGGACUCCCGACCUCCCCAUCAGUCACUUCGGCUCUGACGGUCUGGGGGACGCUAUGGAAGACAGCCAGCCAGAUGUGUGGAGGACGCAGAUGCAGAAUGAGCAUGCCGUGAACGCGCUGAUCAGGAUGGUGUCAGAGAACGAGGGGCAGGUUUCUCUUGUGGCGCUUGGGCCUCUGACAAAUCUCGCUCUGGCUGUAAGACUAGACCAAGAGUUACCGAAAAAGCUGAAGGAUCUUUACAUCAUGGGAGGCAACAUGGAAGGUAAAGGGAACCGCACAAUAUGUGGAGAAUUUAACUUUGUGAUGGACCCAGAAUCAGCUUAUAUCGUUCUGGAGGAGUACCUCUGCCCUACUUACAUUGCAUCAUGGGAGUUUACCUGCAGAAACAAACUGUCAUGGGAUUUUUUUGAUGCACUGGUGAGCCAGGACACACCAGCAGCCCGCUUCAUGAAAAAGAUCACAUCCAAAUACUACUCCCGGGACACCGUGACGAAGAAGGAUGUCCUCUUUGGACGAGGCUUUGUGUCGUACGACUCGUACGCCAUGGCCGCGGCCAUCGACUGCAGCGUGGUGACCGAGAGCGUGCUGUGCCCUGUACGUGUGGAGCUGCAGGGGGCGCUGUGCCGCGGCAUGAUGGCCCUGGACCAGAACCACACGCUUGGGAAGCAGCACUGUGUGGUCGUCAUGACAGCAUGCGACACCGAGAAGCUGGCCAGUCUGCUCAUGGCAUCCCUCGAUCAACCUCGGGGGGCUCGAGACACGUAAACUGCCAGAUUGUGAUGGGGGGGACGGGUGUCCUAGGAAGCAGUCUUAUUUCAGACAACACCCAAAUAAAUCAAGCUCCAGCCCAG